GAGACUUCUCUUGAAGCUGACAUGAAAGAAACACAAGAUGUUCGGGAAGCUUCAGAGGCCGUGGAGACUGUAGUCCACAAGCAGGAGGAUGGAGUGGAGCAGCAGGAGCGAGGAGGAGACAAAGUGGGAGUUCCCCUCGUGAUACACCCAUCUUCAGUACGUUUUUUUCCAUCGACGACAAAUUUAGACUCUAUAUCACUACCACUUUCACAGUCAUUAUUCUCUGCAAGGUCGCGCAAUGACUAUCUGCCUCGUUCUCAGAUUAGUGGAGUAAAGAUUUCAACCAUUGGAUCAGUUACCUCAAAAGGUACCAUGAGCUAUUUGAAAAUGAAAACAGUACCAUGCUUAUUAGGUAUGAAAAAACAGUCUCUGUUAAGCCUUGGUUCUGAGUCAACUAUGAUCGGGGAAGGAGAAGAUUAUUUCCUUUCUUUGUUUGGUAAUUCAAAGAAACUUACUGCAUACCCAAGCCGCUCCAGGACAUCUUACAGACACUUUUCCAUGAUUCUUGAAGAAGUUGGCCAGUCUACAUCCAGUUCUCUUGGAGAUAUUAAAAUAGCUGAAGUGCAUAUCAAGGGUUUGUUUGUAAAGCUCAUUAACUCUUCCCUUGACAAAGAAGUCGGAAUUGGCAAUUACAUUCUCCAGCAAAACGUGAAUGGACAGAGAGUUUCUUUGUACCAAUUCCUUCCAAAUAUUACAAUGCAGGCCAAUACCACAGUAACAGUGUGGGCUGCAACAUCUGAAGCAAAGCAUGAGCCACCAUCACAUUUCCUUUGGAAGGAACAAGACAAGUUUAUAACAAGUCCAGAUUGUACGACAAUCCUGUGCAAACCUAAUGGUCAAGCUGUUGCCUGGUAUGUUCCUAUUCACUGGAAGCAAGCCUGGGAAAAAUUAGAGACUGACAUUGAAUUUGACAGAUGCUCAGUAGUCUCUCCAACAUUCCGAGGGCACAUGUUUCACUGGAUAAGAUCUACAGGUGUACCUACAAAAACACAAGAUCAAGCCAAGAAACAUACCUUGAAAUGUCACCUGGAACAAUAUAACGAUUUUAUUAAGAGGUAA
This is a messenger RNA of Otolemur garnettii (small-eared galago), 1059 nucleotides long. RefSeq names its product lamin tail domain containing 1 (gene LMNTD1). Gene Ontology annotation, cellular component: nuclear envelope; cytoplasm. The coding region runs from base 22 to 1059 and encodes 345 amino acids. NCBI's taxonomy places the organism in Eukaryota, Metazoa, Chordata, Mammalia, Primates, Galagidae. The record is from RefSeq and is a predicted model, not a curated record. The transcript is spliced from 7 exons.